GUUUAAUUUAGAGGUAGUUAAAGUGGAACCUACACCAGACUUUGAGAGGACAGGUCGGUGGAUAGUAUCAGUAAAGAGUACUCAAACGGAAGCAGUUACUAAAGAAACGUUUGAUGGAGUUAUGGUAUGCAUUGGCCAUCAUGUAUUUCCAAAUAUCCCCACUUUUCCAAAUCAAGCCAAGUUUAAAGGAUCGAUUACACACACACAUAGCCUCAAGUCUUGUGAUCAUUAUAAGGGAAAAACCGUCGUUGUUGUUGGAAUAGGAAAUUCUGGAGUUGAUGCUGCAGUUGAUUCAACGUUUGUUGCAAAGCAG
Parasteatoda tepidariorum (common house spider) is the source of this 313-nucleotide messenger RNA. The record is from RefSeq and is a predicted model, not a curated record. NCBI's taxonomy places the organism in Eukaryota, Metazoa, Arthropoda, Arachnida, Araneae, Theridiidae.